This is a messenger RNA of Dimorphilus gyrociliatus, 3231 nucleotides long. Lineage: Eukaryota; Metazoa; Annelida; Polychaeta; Dinophilidae. The record is from the annotation of a GenBank genome assembly.
AAACUUUUCAUUCGUACCUAAUAUAUAACUCUAUACAUUGAAUAGGCUCUUGGCUGUGUAAAGAAAUAUAAAGGAAAUGAUUGAAAAGAUUUCAGAAAAUGAAUGGCUCUCUCUCUAUAUAUAUUUUCUAACUUGACUGGCUGUGUUUUGAUUUUGUAGAGGAUUUUAUAGGCUGAUCUCAGGUGAAGAAGAAGAUUUUAUCAAAAGAGUAAAUUCAAUUUAAAAUUUGAAAAGUUAAAUCCUAGAUUUGGAUGAAUAGUACUUUUUUUGUAUUAUAUAUAUAUGAUUGAUUAAAUAUUUUAUUUUGAAGGCUCUUUUUGGUGAUAUUCUUUGAAAGCUAUCAUCUGUAACACUCAAUAAAUAUUAAUGUUCAGUACUAAAGUAAGGCCUCAUAAUUUGCUUUUUUUAAUUCUCCAAAAAAAAACUCCAAGGUUUGCCAGGUUAUCUAUUUCCUGUCACUUUUUCAUAAAAUUUUAAAGGAACCACCUUGACAUAUAUAAACAAGGUAAAAGGAUAUUAAAAGAUGAUUCUAAUGAUAUAAAAUAUAUCUGUAUUCAUUCAAACAUUUCUAUUGAAAUAUUUGAUGUUUUACAUUUCACCUGCCAAAUCUGGAAUAAUUCCACUUUCAAUUCCAAUAGGAUCAUUAGAAGAGGAAGAGGUCUAGAAUUGUUUGUUAAUCAAUCUAUGUAUUAUUUUGUAACAAACUAUAGCUUUUUUUAUCAAUAUUUGAGAAGAAUUUCAAAAAUUGAUGAUAGAGUGGUAAUGCUCUAAACAAGACAAUCAUUUUAAAUAAUUUAUGAAUAUGACAGAAGUCGCCCAGAGCUGUGUCAGAAGUUGUCCAGGACUAUGAUAGAAGUUGCCCAGAACUUUUGACUUAAUCUGCAGCGGCAAAUGUUGGCCAUGUCAUGUUUGCCUUAUCAUUAUGAUCUAAGUGUAAUAGUCUUUGUUCUCUUUGUUUCUUGUGGAUUAUGAGACUGUUGCAUCUCACCUUUUUAAUCGUUUGACCAAUUGAACCCAAGCUUUGGUAAAUGUAUAAAAGUAAAUACAUUUCUCCAGCUCAGCAGUUCAGUUCUUUAACCGUUGGCUGGUUGUUUAAACUUACUUGUUUAGAACUAGAAGCUCAUUUACUCAAUACAUAUUCUUUGGAUGAUAAACUGGCAAUAUUUUUGCAGUACUUUGCUGAGGUGAUCAAUGAUUGAAGAAGACAAAUACUGUUCCGGAGAAGCAGAAAUUCCUACAAUUACAAUACAACAAAAAAUUAAAUAGAAAAAAAGAACAAAGAGAUUAUGUCUCCUAUAGUACUGGGUGACUUCUCUCACUGUCCUAGGAGACUUUUAUCACAGUUCUGGACAACUUCUGUCAUAGCUCUGGGUGACUUCUAUUAAAAAUUCUGGGCGACUUCUGUUGUUCCCAUAAUUUAUUACUUAUAUAUUUUUGUAUUAUUUAAGAAUUCUUAGUAUUCUACUGUCUCUAAGUGCACAAUGAAUAUUCAUAUGAUUAUAGAAUAAGCAAAUUUUUGUUUGCAAGUAUUGACCAUCUUUUCGCACUAACAUUUGUUCACAGUACUCAUUUUACUUGAAUGAAGGGAAAUUUUUCCAUACAUUGAUACAUAAUUAAAAUUCUAUUUGCCAAAGUCAUUAGUCCCAGACAUAUUAUUUAUAAUAAAUGAUCCUAUUCAGUUUUGUUACAAUGAUGUUCAAACUCCCUUUGACAAAUCUACUCAGGAAUUAAUUUUGUCACCUCUUUUCAAUAUAAUGAUACAAUGUUUUUGCUAAUUGAAAAAUUGAGAGAGUUUUGAAUAAAUUAUAACGGUCAUAAUCUUUCUACUCUUUAUCUAGACACUUGUUUUAGAUUUUCUGGAGAGUUCUUUAAGGAACAUGACUACUAGACAAAUCUUCACUUGCAUUCUAUAUUUUGGAAUUAUUAUUUCAGUUUCAUGUAAUGAUUUAACUGUUAACAUUGCUUUGAAUCAGACCAACAUUUCAGUUAGUUCAACAAGUACAUAUGAAAAACACAAUGCUGUUGAUGGAAGAUUUCAUACAGGUGUUUGUUUUGAAACUGAAAUUAAUAGUGUAUCCAAUCAAUGGUGGAUGAUAACAUUUUCAAAGCAUUACUUUGUCAGAUCAAUAAGAAUACUCAACUCUCAACAAAAUGCUAAUAUGAAAAAUGUUGUAUUUUUGACAAGCACCUACUCAACAUUUGAUCCUGAACAUCAAAAAUAUCUGUUUACAGUUUGUAAUGUCAUUACGAAAUUCAUAGAUCUUUUUGAAUCAGUUACCAAAAACUGUUUAAAAGGUCCACUUUACUCCAAAUCUGUUGUUGUAAAGAAUAGGAAUGAUAAUUCUACACUUACUAUCUGUGAAAUAGAAAUUUGGACACUUAGAGGUAUUGAUAGAAAUAUACAGACUGUAAAUGGAAUGGGAGAUAAUAUACAGUCUGCAAAUAAUGAUCAAAGUAAAGCUGAUUGGAUAGGUCAAUUGUGCACGUGGUCAGGCAGAGUAGAACCCACUUGGUGGAUGAUUGAUCUUCAGAAGCAAAGUGAAAUAUAUGCCGUUUCUCUAAUCAAUAGAGUAGGCGUACUUGACUGUUUGGGAUAUUUGAAAAUUAUUGUUUCAAAUAACAGCGCAGAUCCUCCACCAUGGACGCCUGAGAAAAAAUGUGGUAGUAUAGAAGCAGGAAGUUUCUAUACAACUAGAAGAUGUCCACAAAAUACUUUUGGUCAAUAUUUGGCUGUAUUUAAAGAUGUUGGUGCCAGUGAACUUGGUCUAACAAUAUGUGAAAUUGACAUUUUUGGUUCAUCAAUUAAUUCCAGUGUGAGUGUAAACUGGGUGAUAAAAAGUAUUAAUUCAAUUAAUCAACCAAAAGAAAAGAUAGCUUCUUGUAAUGUUAAAGAUUCCGAAUCAAUUGAUGUCUCAGAAAAUAGAAAAGAGAAAAUAGUUGCUGAACUAAAAGGUGUAUCUAUAAUAAGUUCAUGUAAACAACAAGCAUUUACUCUGAUUGCAUUAUCAAAUCAUGACAUAGAAGACUGUCAAUUGAUCAAUACUGCAAAUGGUUACUAUACAGAAGUUGAUAUGCUUGAUACUUGUUUCUUUGAAUGUAAUUGUAAACCUGGCUAUUGUUUAAGAAUUUAUCUUAAAAUAUUCACAUCAAAAUUGCUUUCAUUAAAUAGAGACUUUUUUAUUAUUGUCAAUGUUUAGUAAGACUUUUGUAAAUUAUUCAAACUUCUCAUUC